GUCUGUCAGUCAAGGGUUAGAGUCUACGUGGUGAGGAGUGGAAUCGUUCUGAUUGUGCACCUGUCACCAUGGUUGAGACCCGUAGUGGGAUAAACACUAGCCCCUACACCAAGGAGCAGCAAGAAAAGAUGGUCGCCUUAGUGAAAGAGAACAAGGAGAGGAAAGAGCUCGAGAAGCAGGCGAAGUUAAAGGCUAUCGCAGAGGAACAUACCUUCAAGAUGAAGGAAUUGGAAGAGGAGAUGGAGAAAAAGAAGAAGGCUGCUGAAGAAGAAGCGGCAGCAGAAGAAGAAAAAGAGAGAAUGCAGUCCUAUAUGACUCAGGAUGAGAGGGAAGCGCUGGCCAAUGAGCUAGCAGCAAUGGAAGAUCCGAUGGAAUUGCGAGAAAGGGAGGAGGAGCAGAAGUUAGCAUGGACGUUGAGGAUGAAGAGGGAGAAGAAGAGGAUGAGAGAGGAAGUGAACAAGCUGACCGUAGAGGUGGCAAAGGUGCAGGAGUGCAGGAAGGAAGUGUUGGCCCGGCCAAAUGACAAGGCCAAGUGGGAUAAACUGUUGGGCUACCUAGAGGUGCUGAGCACCGCAUGGAUGGAGAAGCGCCAAGCUAGUUGGAGCGAGGAGGUAGCCCUGAGUGCCAUGGGGUCGGGGUUCAGAGACUUUGCGCGCGAGAUCGUCACCCACAUUGGGGGCGAAGUCGAGCAAUUGAGGGACAACGUAGGGAAGUUCUGUGAGGGCGCCAUUGAGGGCGCCAAAGCAAUAGCUGUUGUAGAGGGCGAUGUCGGCGCGAAUACCCUUACAAGGGUAUCUGCCCUGGUUUUUGCAAGUGACAGAAAAUAAUUUUGGUCUAAAGUUAAGCAUACCAUGCUAGGCGCGGCCUUGUUCGUAAAUUACGUUGACUGGAUGGUUGACUAGAGUAAAGGGUGCGUGGGCGC
Molecule: messenger RNA, 922 nt
Organism: Chara braunii
Lineage: Eukaryota; Viridiplantae; Streptophyta; Charophyceae; Charales; Characeae
Source: the annotation of a GenBank genome assembly